AGCUUGGCUACAGCGCGAGAUGCCAGGCACGGACCUGAGGCACACCUUGUUAGGCCAGUUAUUGUUAAGAAACUUCGAUUCGGUAAGUGCGCUGACGCGUAGUUUACAAACACGCCGUAUGAAAUAAACGAAGGCAGAUGCUUUAGUCUACGAUUGUAUGGGUGCUCGGCAAUUCAUCUCAGCAAGGAUGUGCUGUUUGUAGGGCCAGUUGAUUCAUACUGACACUUGAGAAAACCGGCGAAAAAUGAGACGCAACCCUUCGAGGGAUGGUCCGUUUUUUCAAAUAUAUGUCACUCGCUAGGCCAGCGUUGUGGCGUCUCUCGUUUCUUUCGUGUUUGCGUCUGCUUUCUCGUUGGUUUUGUCAAGUAUCUGUUUCUGUGGUCGUGCGCGAAUCUACUUCGUGCACGACUAUUCGAGUGCUGUUUGAUGCUGUAAAAUUUUCAGGAAGCCUCGACGUCCUCAAGACUCUCGGGCCUAUUUCUUUGCCUGUAAGCAAUAAUUUUCAGGCUUAUUUCUCUCAUUAUUUACUAACUCUGUGCUCCUUCUCCCAUGUAGUUAAACUGCUGUCUAGCACCAAAAAAAGUGAAACGUGUAGCCCGAGACUGAAUUAGGUGGGUCGCUUAGGCAACAUUGCAGUGGUAAAUUGCCUUCAACUGCAACGAGACUGUGUAUCCAGAAAUUGCGCCAACAGGUUCAAUGGCAGUGACCACAGUAGCAGAUAUCCAGCGCAUGGCAGAGGACAAGAUGGAGGAAGGCGCGAGGACCUACAUCGCCAUCGGGGCAGGUGAUGGACAGACCCUCAGGAAGAACAUCGAAGCCUUCAAGAGGAUACGCUUCCGGCCGCGGAUUUUCGUGGACGUGGAAAAAGUGAACACCACGACCUCCAUCCUGGGCCGUGCAGUCUCCUUCCCAGUGGGGCUGUCUCCGUCAGCGGCUCACAAGUUGGUAAACCCUGCAGGAGAGAUCGGCUGUGCUCAAGGCAAGGCCUCAAAUUGUGUCUUCUGCGCCUCUCGAUUUGUGACUUUUUCGGUGAAGACUUCUUUCCUAUGCUGCGACCUUUCGGCUAGCGCUGUUUAG
Messenger RNA from Dermacentor silvarum, 1077 nucleotides. RefSeq lists its product as uncharacterized. The record is from RefSeq and is a predicted model, not a curated record. NCBI's taxonomy places the organism in Eukaryota, Metazoa, Arthropoda, Arachnida, Ixodida, Ixodidae. The coding region runs from base 697 to 1077 and encodes 126 amino acids. The transcript is spliced from 2 exons. Gene Ontology annotation, molecular function: oxidoreductase activity.